GCUUUCAACUGCUCUAAAAAUCUCAAGCUUGGCUAAUAAUUACUUAAUAUUCGAUAUACUGGCUGACGUCUGGUUUUCUCAUUGGCCUUUCUCUGCUGUCGCUGCUCGAAUCUGGCUUCAACCCCACCCGCUAUGCCCGCUUGCUAGCUCGGUUGAACCGUGGAGUUAGUAGCUAGCUAGCUGACACUUUCCAAGACUCCAAUCCUCUGCCAGGUACUGCGGAGAUGGUGUCUGGUUCAGCAAUUGUCGCCUCCUGGCGACUAACCUCCGUCGUUGUCGCCUCUGCAUUGUCUUGUUUGGCGCACGCCACGCCGUCCGUCAAUGUUGCUCUCCAAGCAUCUUUCGAUUCCGCACCUUAUCUUAUUGAACUCCUUGAAACUGCAGCCGAAGAAAACUCGACAUCGUACUUCCCACUGCUCGAUCGAGUCGCCGAAGGAGCUUUUGAUGACGCGGUGACAGACAAGGAGCUGUAUGACCGUUUCCUUGAGGUGGUAAACACUGAUGGCCACCUGAGAACUCCUGAGGCACUUUCGUCUUUCAAAUUGUCGCUCGCUGUACGGUCCGCAAGUCCUCGGAUUGCCGCUCAUUAUCAGUACUACAAUGCCUCCGUGCAACACUCUUUGGCGGCGGCGCAAGACGCCGUCUGUCCAGUCUGGGUCCACGCAGAGGGCAAGCAGUAUUGCUCCUCUACCCUCGAGCGUGCCCAACAGGGUGUGAUGGGAACGAGUGACCCGUCAGAGCUUCCCUUCGAUCGUGUUUUCGGAGAUCCUUCCCUUCCCCCAGCGAUCCUCUAUGCGGACUUAGCGUCUCCCAUGUUUAAGGACUUUCACCAAUCUUUGACCGCUCUUGCCAGAGAAGGACAGUUUUCGUACCGUGUGCGAUACAGACCUCCGCAGCACUGGAGUUCGCGUCCUUUGUUCGUGUCGGGAUACGGUGUUGAACUUGCGUUGAAACGAACGGAUUACAUUGUCAUCGACGACAGGGCCGCUGAAGAAAGAGGCUCGGAUACUUCGGGCUCGCAGAUACCCAUGAACACGGAGGAAGAUGAUCUGGAUGAUUUGAGACCACUGUCUUCGUCGGAAGUCUCAAGGCUUGGCCCGGGCACUGUUGGCUAUGUACUGGACAGCCAGAGCCCUCUAGAUACUCUGGUCAAGCUGUCACAAGACUUCCCGAAGUACUCACCGAGGAUCGCAGCCUACAAUGUCACCCGAGACCUGUUACAAGAAAUCCAAUCAAGCCGGCUGCGGAUGCUCCCUCCGGGACUCAAUGCCUUGUGGAUCAAUGGCGUGCAGAUCGACGCGAGACAGGUUGAUGCCUUCACUCUCUUGGAUCAUCUGCGUCGUGAGAGAAAGCUGAUCGAGAAAUUCCGGAAUCUUGGCCUCACGGCCAGUGAGUCCGUGGAUCUGUUGUCUCACAAGUUCCUGGCAGCCGCAAUGGUUCAGGAUGGUCCUCAGCGGUACAACUACCGGGAUGAAAUCGAGGGCGGCAGUGUGAUAAUGUGGCUGAAUGACCUCGAAAAGGAUGCACGCUACGAAUCGUGGCCAAGCGACCUCGGCGGAUACAUGCAACGUGUAUUUCCUGGCCAAUUGCCCUCAGUUCGCCGUGAAGCAAAUAACGUUGUCAUUCCGGUUAACCUAGCCAACGCCGACGACGUCAACCUUAUUGUCAAAUCCAUACAGGUCUUUGUGAAGAACAAGAUCCCCGUCAGAUUCGGCUUGGUUCCGAUACCUUCUUCCACUAAGUCGAUUGCGCAGCUGAAAGUUGCUCACUACCUGCAAGAGACUUUUGGAUUGGGCAGCUUGAUGAGCUACUUGGAAACGUCAGCAUCCAAGAGCAAGCUAAGCACUCCGGAUAAGGCAGCCUUCCAGGCUGCCACCGCAAACCGCAAUGUUCGUCCUGAUAAGCAGCCUCUAUCCUUGGACGAGGUGCUCGAGAACGAUGCUCUAAAUACCAUAGUGAGCAAGACUAGUGGCUAUUUGAAACGUCUUGGUGUGACAGACGAUGCGUCCCACUCGUUUGUGAACGGUGUCCCGAUUCCUCGUAAAGAGAACUGGGCGCAGGAAUUGAGCGCUAGAGUCAGCCGCGAUAUUCAGGCAAUCCAACAGUCGAUCGCUGACGGAGAACUUGCCGAAGAUACAUGGUUACCUGGGCUGUUUCUCUCUGAUGCUUUUGACAGACGCAACCCUGUCAUCGUCCCCGAAGAUCCUAAGGACGUCCGGAUUAUCGACAUGGCGCAUGUUGGAGAGACGCAUGGCGAGCUUCUCGACUCCGUCCCUCGCAUACCAUCAACGCAGGACGAUGUGCUCGCUAGCAAUCAUGUGAUAGUUGUGGGUGACUUCAGCGAUGAACCUGGCUUUGAACUGCUAACCGCAGCGCUCGGAAGCCUUAAAGAUCAUGCUGAAGCGGAAGUGCUGCUCCUUCACAAUUCUGGUCCAAAUGCCACUAUUUGGACAGGGUCUUACACCAUUCAUCGUUAUUUAAAGAAGGAAGAUAGUGUUGAUGCCGCACAACUCUUGGAGAAGAUCACUGGAACCGAUGCAUGGCUUCGUGAGGACAGAAAGGAAGUCGAUGACUUCUGGGCUGCUCACGAGCCAUUGGUCAAGGGACUAGGACUUGCACCUGGUGCAAAUGCGAUCAUUGUCAAUGGAAGAGUCAUUGCAUUGCCAGUCGACAUCAAGCUAACCUCGGAGGACCUUGACCAGCUGUUGGCCUAUGAGAAGCAGAAGCGCGUCGCUCCCGUCGCCAAAGCUGCUAAAGCAUUGGGAUUUGAUGCGAAGCUGCGUGAUCCUCUUGCCCUUGCGAAGCUCACUUCCCUCGCGGCCCUUUCCACCGUCUCCGAUGUGCCAGAGGGCAUCUAUGAAUCGACACCUGAUGUCCGUGUGAACCUGUUUGAGCGGUGGGAUGAGUCGCGUUCCGUAGUCACUGUUUCCAACUCGGAUGAUCCUGCAAUCACUAUCGUGGCGUCUAUUGAUCCGACCUCGGACGUCGCUCAGAAGUGGUUGCCUAUUUUGAAGGUGCUCUCGGAAUUGGCCAAUGUGAGAAUGCGCCUCGUCCUCAACCCCCGAGACGAACUGCAGGAACUGCCGACUAAGCGAUUCUAUCGCUACGUGUUGGACUCGGAGCCUUCGUUCAACCAAGACGGAUCUGUCGCUCGUCCUACUGCCUCUUUCUCUGGUGUGCCUGUUGAAGCACUUCUUACGUUGGGUAUGGAUGUUCCAUCCUCGUGGCUCGUGGCUCCCAAAGACUCCGUUUACGAUCUUGACAACAUCAAGUUGAGCUCAGUGAAAGAGGGUACGGAUGUGGAUGCAAUCUACGCUCUGGAGCAUAUUUUGAUUGAAGGCCACUCUCGAGAUCUCACGACGAAAACACCACCGAGGGGAGUCCAGCUCAUUCUAGGAACUGAAGAGAAUCCCCAAAUCUCGGAUACCAUAAUCAUGGCUAAUCUGGGAUACUUCCAAUUCAAGGCCCAGCCGGGCCUCUGGGAAAUCAACCUCAAACCCGGUCGCAGCGAGCAGAUCUUCCGAUUGGACAGCCUUGGAAAUGAAGGCUACAGUCUCCAUUCCAACGACGACACGAGUAACGAAGUUGCUCUUCUUUCCUUCCAGGGCAAGAUUCUCUAUCCUCGUCUCUCCCGCAAGAAGGGCCAGGAAAUGGAAGAUGUGCUGGAGACGGGUGUUAAAUCCGGCAGCGCCAGGGAUUAUGUAUCCAAGGGCCUCAAUUUCGCUUCCGACAUUCUUUCCAGCGUGGGAAUCAACGGCUCACCCAAGGAUGCCGCCAGCGGCAAACAAGCCGACAUUAACAUCUUCUCCGUUGCGAGCGGGCACCUCUACGAACGAAUGCUCAACAUCAUGAUGGUCUCCGUCAUGCGCAACACCGAACACAGCGUCAAGUUCUGGUUCAUCGAGCAAUUCCUCUCCCCGUCCUUCAAGUCCUUCCUGCCGCACCUAGCAGCCGAGUACGGUUUCUCCUACGAAAUGGUGACCUACAAGUGGCCGCACUGGCUGCGCGCCCAGACGGAGAAACAGCGCGAGAUCUGGGGCUACAAGAUCUUGUUUUUAGACGUUCUCUUCCCCUUGAGCCUGGACAAGGUGAUCUUCGUGGACGCGGACCAGAUCGUCCGCACCGACAUGUACGAUCUCGUCUCGCUGGACCUCGAGGGCGCCCCCUACGGCUUCACCCCCAUGUGUGACUCGCGUCACGAGAUGGAGGGCUUCCGCUUUUGGAAGCAGGGAUACUGGAAAAACUUCCUGCGGGGCCAGCCCUACCACAUCUCGGCCCUGUACGUCGUCGAUCUCAGCCGCUUCCGCGCCCUGGCCGCCGGUGACCGCCUGCGCGGCCAGUACCAGAUGCUCUCCGCCGACCCUGGCAGCCUAAGCAACCUCGACCAGGACCUGCCUAACCACAUGCAGCAUUACAUACCCAUCAAGAGCCUGCCGCAGGAGUGGCUCUGGUGCGAGACCUGGUGCUCCGAUGAGUCCCUGGCCCAGGCCCGCACCAUUGACCUGUGCAACAACCCGUUGACCAAGGAGCCCAAGCUCGAGCGGGCUCGGCGGCAGGUCCCCGAGUGGACCGCGUACGAUGAAGAGAUUGCCGCACUGGGAAGACGGCUCAAGUUGCAGCAGGAAGCGGAGGGGGUCAAAGAGGAACCUGCUGCUGCUGCUGCUGCUGCGGAUGAUGAUGAGGGAUGGAAUAAAGAUGAGCUCUAGAAGAGCGGAAUCAGGCU
Messenger RNA from Aspergillus saccharolyticus JOP 1030-1, 4723 nucleotides. Its product is annotated as putative UDP-glucose:glycoprotein glucosyltransferase. Gene Ontology annotation, molecular function: UDP-glucose:glycoprotein glucosyltransferase activity. Lineage: Eukaryota; Fungi; Ascomycota; Eurotiomycetes; Eurotiales; Aspergillaceae. The transcript is spliced from 5 exons. Bases 225 to 4706 code for a protein of 1493 amino acids. Gene Ontology annotation, cellular component: endoplasmic reticulum. The record is from RefSeq and is a predicted model, not a curated record.